This is a messenger RNA of Kazachstania africana CBS 2517, 1809 nucleotides long. It is a transcript of the gene MPS3, whose product is annotated as Mps3p. Gene Ontology annotation, molecular function: protein-membrane adaptor activity. Gene Ontology annotation, biological process: nuclear envelope organization. The transcript has a single exon. The record is from RefSeq and is a predicted model, not a curated record. NCBI's taxonomy places the organism in Eukaryota, Fungi, Ascomycota, Saccharomycetes, Saccharomycetales, Saccharomycetaceae. The coding region runs from base 1 to 1809 and encodes 602 amino acids. Gene Ontology annotation, cellular component: meiotic nuclear membrane microtubule tethering complex; nuclear envelope.
AUGGAUGCUGGGAGUGCUGAACGUUCGCAAAAUUCUAUAAGGGAUAAGUACAGAGACCUUUUGUCUCAGAGGUUGAAUGAGUCUGUAAAGAGAACUGAAGACGAUGAUAGUGAUGACGAGUCAUAUGAACCUAAUAAUAGUGAAGGUUACGAAUUUGAAUCGGAGGAUGACGAGGAUUAUUCGAUGGUUGAAGACCCAGAUAAGAGUUUCAUACAAGACAACGGGGAUUACGAAGAUACUGGACUCUAUAGCACCGAAGAGGAUGACGCCUAUUAUUAUGAUGAUGAUGAUGAAGAAGAAGAAGAAGAAGAAUAUCGUCAACCAUGGUUUAAAUCGUGGGGUUCAUGGUUAUUAAUAUUUUUAUUCUUUUCAUUACUCUUCAAACAAUGGGGUUGGAAUACAGAGACUGGUUCCUUACAGUCAGUGGGGUCUAUGAAAAGUAUCCAAAGACAAAUAAAUCAUCUUUAUAAUGAAUUGAACUCAAGAGAUUUGAAACAGAAAAAUGAGUUAGAUAAUAAAUUAAAGAUUGUAAUUUCUCAAUUUGAGAAAAAUAUUAAAAAGCUGUUACCUUCGAAUGUAUUAAACUAUCAAUCAGAAAUUGAUAAAUUGAAUAAGAAAGUGAAUUCAUUAUCUCAACAAGAAGUCACACUGGAAAAUGUCACUGAAUGGCAAAAGGAAUUAAUAAACCAAUUGAAGGAAAAUUUACCUAACGAAAUACCAGUAAUGGUAAAUAAUUCAUCUUCUGUACUGGUAAUUCCUGAAUUACACACAUAUCUGUCGGAAAUUAUCUCCAAUCUAGUCCAAAAUAACGUUCCUCCUAAGAUGUUGGAAUACGAUUUGAAUAAUUAUAUAAGAGAGAUUCUAACUAAUGAGUUCCAAUACGUAGAAAAAAAUUACUUCAUAAAUGAAUUGGAACACAAAUUGCAAAGAAAUAAACUAGAAAUUUGGAAUGAAAUUCAAAAUAAUUUAGAAACAUGGAAAAAUGAUCAAAACUCAUAUAAAGAAUCAUCAUCACCACAGUAUUCUACAAUAUUUCUCAAGAGAUUAAUUAACGAAAUUUAUAACGUCAAUCAACAUCAGUGGGAUGAUGACUUAGACUUUGCUACGUGGUCCCAAGGUACUAAAUUGAUCAAACAUUUAACUUCUCCUGUUUAUUCCAAAGGGAACAGAUUGCCUUCGACGGAGUUGCUAUCGGAUUCCAAAUACAUCUCUUCGUCAACAUACUGGCAAUGCCCCAACGACAAAUGCAGUUUGGCACUUAGAUUCAGUAAACCGUUACAUUUGACCAAAAUCUCGUACCUUCAUGGCCGUUUCAAAAAUAACUUACACAUGAUGAGUUCAGCACCAAAAUUAAUUUCGAUGUAUAUCAAACUAGCCAACCAAAAUGGUAGCAAGAAAUUGAUUCAUAUAGCCAAAAAAUUUGAUAUGGGUCAAGUUUAUCGUAAAGAUAGUACAUAUAUUAGAGUGGCGACAUACCGUUACAAUUUAGCCAAUGAUAAAAUUAAACAAGAUUUUGCUUUACCAAAAUGGUUCAUCGAAUUUAAACCUUUAAUCAAAUCAGUGCUUUUCCAGGUCGAGGAAAACCACGGCAACAAAGAUUAUGUUUCCUUAAGAAAGUUCAUUAUCAAUGGUGUACUAGAAGAGGAUUUACAAAUUUUGAGAAACGAUCAACUUGAACUAAGAUUUAACCGUAACACGCCAGAAUACUCGGCUCAAUCUGAAGAAGAUUUAUUGACUCAUCAACAGCCGAAGCUAAUUACUAACAGCCACAUACCAUCCUUCGGGCAAGACGAAUUGGAUAUUGCAUGA